This is a messenger RNA of Aedes albopictus (Asian tiger mosquito), 478 nucleotides long. RefSeq lists its product as uncharacterized. Bases 1 to 432 code for a protein of 143 amino acids. NCBI's taxonomy places the organism in Eukaryota, Metazoa, Arthropoda, Insecta, Diptera, Culicidae. The transcript has 3 exons. The record is from RefSeq and is a predicted model, not a curated record.
AUGAAAUGCUAUUCAUUGAUGCGCGCGUGGCGCGCUCGCUCGGCUCUGCUGUGGAAAGUUUUCGCAGGGUUGAUCUCGCCUUCGAUCUCGCCGAAUGCCACACUGAGAGGAAACAGUAUUGCAUAUUCCAACAUUGUCGGCACGUGCGGGUUAACCUCCAAAAACGUUGGCCACACCGGAAUCCAGUUAAUCGAUCGGUUGGAAGAUAGAAUCGCCCACAGCACAUUGGAGAACAUCGGACCCGACGAGUUAAACCGACACACCGCUGGAAGCACCGCGUGGGGUGCGAGCGCACGAGAACGACGCCAUAUUGCCGGACAGUGCAUUUGCGCGGGACCAGAGGCCUUCCGAAGGAAGGCCUUUGUUUACAUCUUAUUUUCAGUUUCGCUUCGCGAGAAGGAAGUGACAUCGCGCUCCAGCGGCGGAGAAUAGGCCAGGUAGCGAGCAAGCUCUCGGAUCCGAGAGGGUCCAAUCACGG